Molecule: messenger RNA, 657 nt
Organism: Helianthus annuus (common sunflower)
Lineage: Eukaryota; Viridiplantae; Streptophyta; Magnoliopsida; Asterales; Asteraceae
Exons: 2
Coding region: 89-595 (168 amino acids)
Source: RefSeq, a predicted model, not a curated record
UUAGCUUUUUGUUGUGAUUUGAUCUAAAGACAAAAAGGUUGAAGAAGCAGAAGAAGAAUUCAAGGAUUACUUGUACUGAAGAGACUCAAUGCUUGACAGAACCUUCCUUGCUUAUUCAGAGAUGUCAACAACGGUUAUGAACGAUACAAUUAUGAUGCCAGCAACCUCAACCGAAUUAGUGUUAGCAAAGUGCGAUUGUUGCGAAUUGACGGAGGAGUGUACCCCAGAGUACAUAAGAAAUAUUCGAGCAAGGUAUAACGGUAACUGGAUGUGCGGAUUGUGUGAAGAGGCGGUUAAGGACGAAAUGGUAAGGAGCGGAAGGCUAAUCAACACGGAAGAAGCUAUGACGCGUCAUAUGAACUUUUGCCGAAAAUCAACAUCGCCGGAUCCACCGUUGAGUCCGGCUAUUGAUUUAAUCGAAGCAAUGAGACGGUUUAUCCGGCGAGGUUUGGAUUCACCUAGAGCGUUAAGGUCUGUGCCGAGUAGUCCGUUAAGGAGUACGGGUAGUGUUCGGCUCAGUCGGUCUGAGAGUUGUAUAGCGAAUCUUGCGAUUGAAUCAUCGUCUUAUGUGGAUUUGCAAGAAUUGAUGAACUGAUAAACAAAAGGGUAUAUAUGACUUUAUUUCAUUUGUUAGUUGAAUACUCUUGUAUGAUGUUA